Messenger RNA from Gordionus sp. m RMFG-2023, 5921 nucleotides. RefSeq names its product plasma membrane calcium-transporting ATPase 2-like. Gene Ontology annotation, biological process: calcium ion transmembrane transport; regulation of cytosolic calcium ion concentration. Gene Ontology annotation, cellular component: intracellular membrane-bounded organelle; plasma membrane. Lineage: Eukaryota; Metazoa; Nematomorpha; Gordioida; Chordodea; Parachordodidae. Gene Ontology annotation, molecular function: ATP binding; P-type calcium transporter activity; ATP hydrolysis activity. The record is from RefSeq and is a predicted model, not a curated record. Bases 767 to 4717 code for a protein of 1316 amino acids. The transcript is spliced from 22 exons.
UUUGUAAAGACUUUCACAUACUGCUAAAUAUGAUUUAUUUUUUAUCGAUAAUGAAUUUUUUAUAUAUAAUUUAACAUAAUUUUUAUCAUUCUUCAAACAUGAGGAAUUUUCAAAACUUGCGACUCCUCCUAAAGAGUUGAUCAUCUCACUUAGCCCCGACACAAAAAUAUAUUAUAUUAUUUCUUACGAGAUUAAAUUUUUUUCGUUAAAAACAUAUUCGAAUUCUUAGCUGAUUCAUUGGAAUAUAAAUAUAAUUUUUAGACAUUAUAAAUUUAGUAACUGUUGACUUUCGUCCAAGUAUUUAAUAUAUUUAAUUUAAAAAAAAACAUUUUCGGCAGAAUAUUCUUCGAAUAUUUCUUGACGCGGAAAGAGGCGAAUUUUCUCAAAAACAUGUUUUCCCUAACAAUUUGUGUUGAAUUCGGGAUCAAAAUUAUUUAUUUCCUAAAUUCUUAAUUUUUUGCAUUUAUUUUAAAAAAUAAAAAUUAUGCUUUGUUAAAUAGGCGAUCAUUUUUUUUUAAAAAAAAAUCAAUAAAAUAGUAUUACUUCUUCUCCUCCCCCCAACCAUAUUCAAAAUAUCGGAUAUCCUAACAUUUUAUAUAUAUUUACGACUUACUCCCCCCUUCUAUCCUGAAGAGGUUAUUGUGCCAUAUGAAGAAUCAUUUCGACCUCAUUUUAAGCUAAAACAAAACUUUACUUUUUCGCGCAUUCCUCGCUCCCAACCGCCGUAAAUUUCGAUAUCAUUAUCAUUUUAAUCCUUCUAUAAAUCAUGGCACCCCACCAAAAACAAUCCACCAAUCAACCAUACGCCACUCCAAUCCCCGGCUCGGGUUUUGGGGUCACCGUGGCUCAAUUGAGACAGCUAAUGGAGGUCAGGGGAGAGGAGGGUAUCCAACGAUUGGACUCCGAGUUCGGUGGUGUACAGGAAUUGUGCAAGAAACUUAAAACCUCACCCACAGAAGGGUUGUCCGAAUCUCCGACGGAAGACGAGAUCAGAGUUAAGGCAUUUGGCCGCAACGAAAUACCCCCCAAACCGGCCAAAAGUUUUUUGCGUUUGAUAUGGGAAGCUCUGCAAGACGUCACUCUGAUAAUACUACAAAUUUCGGCCCUUAUAUCGCUCGGCCUCUCCUUUUACAAACCGCCAAUUGAUUCGCAAAUGAGCCACGAUGAAGGGGAGAGCAAAGCCGGGUGGAUAGAGGGCACUGCCAUACUCAUAUCCGUGAUAGUGGUGGUUGUCGUGACGGCUUUCAACGAUUGGAGCAAGGAAAAACAGUUUAGGGGUCUACAAAACAAGAUCGAGCACGAACAUAAAACAGCUGUCAUAAGGAAUUCGGAGCCCCUAGAGAUACACGUACAGGACAUCAUGGUGGGCGAUAUUUGUCAAGUUAAAUACGGCGAUUUAUUACCUGCCGACGGAAUAUUACUGCAGAGCAAUGAUUUGAAAGUGGACGAGAGUUCCCUCACUGGCGAAUCCGAUCUGGUCAAAAAAGGUCCUGAUACCGAUCCUAUGCUCCUAUCUGGGACCCACGUUAUGGAAGGCAACGGGAAGAUGGUAGUGACAGCGGUAGGACUCAAUUCUCAAACUGGUAUAAUAUUCGCGCUCCUGGGCGCUGCUCAAAUGGGAGAGGAUGUUCCGCCUCCCCCUUCUACCACGCCUCAACCAUCUGUACCCACUCAUCUAAAAAACGGAACUCCUACCUACGGCAAUUCACACUCACCCAAUAGUCAAGCCUACUACGGUUCCGAACAAGGUAAGUCCCCUUCUCCCAACGGGGUAGAUAAUACCAAAUCUCUCGUCACUCCUCAAGGCGCGUCCGUGGCAUCAGCAGAAACCGCGCUCCCUCCUCCCGAAAUGAGGCGGAAAGAACAGUCGGUACUUCAAGCGAAACUCACCAGGCUGGCUAUACAGAUUGGAUACGUGGGUUUCGCGAUCGCAGUUCUUACCGUAAUUAUACUAAUCACGAGAUUUUGCAUCAAAACAUAUUGGCUCGAGAAAAGUCCCUGGCAAGGCAACCACGCACAGUAUUUCGUCAAAUUUUUCAUAAUAGGCGUGACUGUCUUAGUUGUCGCGGUUCCGGAAGGCCUGCCAUUGGCGGUUACUUUAUCCCUGGCUUAUUCUGUUAAGAAAAUGAUGCACGACAACAAUUUGGUUAGGCAUUUGGACGCUUGCGAAACUAUGGGCAACGCCACUUCCAUUUGUUCCGACAAGACGGGCACAUUGACCACCAACAGAAUGACCACAGUUAGAGCCUACCUCGAGGGUAUUAUACAACCUAAAAUUCCCAAAUUCGACCAAUUAAACCCGGUUUUUGCAGAUUUAUUAGUCAAUGCCAUUUCUAUAAACAGCGGAUAUACCUCGCAAAUAAUAGUAGGAAAUGACCCGGGAGAAUUACCCAAGCAAGUGGGCAACAAGACUGAAUGCGCCUUAUUAGGAUUCGUAAAAGACAUGGGCAAAAGUUAUCAAACCGUUAGGGAAGAAUGGCCAGAGACCGAACUUUACAAAGUCUACACUUUCAAUUCCGCUCGAAAAUCAAUGACGACUGUCAUCAAAUUACCCACGCCCGGAAAUUCUAAACCAACAUUUAGGAUAUUCACUAAAGGGGCCUCCGAGAUUAUUCUUAAAAAGUGCAAAUAUUCAUUUUCUACUAAUGGCACCGUAGUCCCUUUCUCGCAAGCAGAUAUGGAAAAGACUAUAAAUAGCGUUAUUGAACCAAUGGCCGCCGACGGCUUGCGAACAAUAGGUAUCGCCUACAAAGAUCUGGUUCCAGCCGGAACUCUUUCAAAGCAAAAGCCGACUGGGAAUCAAGAGGAAUACUCUCAAGAACUUGAUUGGGACAAAGACGACGAAAAAAUCUUGAAAGAUUUUACGCUGCUGGCUGUUAUGGGUAUUCAGGACCCUGUCCGACCGGAAGUGCCCGAAGCUAUAAGAAAAUGCCAGAAAGCAGGAAUAACUGUUAGAAUGGUAACGGGAGAUAACGUUAACACCGCGAGAUCCAUUGCCACUCAGUGCGGAAUUUUGCAGCCGAAUGAUACCGAGUAUUUGGUUCUGGAGGGGAAAGAGUUUAACAAUCGAAUCCGUAAUUCCGAAGGACAAGUAGAACAAAGCUUAGUGGAUAAGGUGUGGCCUAAGCUCCGCGUGCUCGCCCGCUCAUCCCCUUCCGAUAAAUACGUGCUCGUGAAAGGCAUCAUAGAGAGCAAGAUCAGUGAGAAUCGCGAAGUUGUCGCCGUCACCGGAGACGGCACUAAUGACGGGCCUGCCCUCAAGAAAGCUGAUGUUGGAUUUGCUAUGGGAAUAGCCGGUACAGACGUGGCUAAGGAGGCCUCGGAUAUUAUCCUAACGGACGAUAAUUUUUCUAGCAUAGUGAAAGCCGUGAUGUGGGGCAGAAACGUUUAUGACAGCAUAGCCAAAUUCUUGCAAUUUCAACUGACCGUAAAUAUAGUGGCCGUCAUCGUGGCUUUUGUGGGGGCUUGCGCCCUUUCGGACUCCCCCUUAAAAGCCGUUCAGAUGUUAUGGGUAAAUCUUAUAAUGGACACUUUGGCUUCACUAGCCUUAGCCACUGAAAUGCCCACAUCCGAAUUGUUAGAGAGAAAGCCUUAUGGCCGCACCAAACCACUCAUCUCUCGCACCAUGAUGAAAAACAUCCUGGGACAUUCGAUUUACCAGCUCACCGUCAUAUUCACUCUCCUUUUCUUCGGCGCACAACUGUUCGACAUAGACAACGGGGCCAGCGUGACCCUUCAUUCACCCCUCACGCAACACUUCACUAUGAUUUUCAACACAUUCGUCCUGAUGACCCUCUUCAACGAGAUCAACGCUCGUAAAAUUCACGGGCAGCGUAACGUCUUUAAGGGCAUAUUUCACCAUCCCAUCUUCUAUAUAAUUUGGAUCCUCACCUUCGCUUCACAAAUAGUGAUAGUGCAAUUUGGGGGAUACGCCUUUUCCACUGCUCCCCUGACGCUUUCCCAGUGGCUCUGGUGCUUAUUUUUUGGCGUCGGAGAGCUUCUAUGGGGCCAAAUCGUCACGUCACUACCUACCAAGAGGUUGCCCAAAAAGUUCACCUGGGGAGGUGGCAAGCAAAUUAUCGAGGAGAUCGAGGCCCAAAAUUUACCCCACGACAUGAUGCUAGGUGGGAUAGGAGGUCUGGGAGGCGGGCCUGGUGAUAGGAGAACCAGUGGUCAGAUUCUUUGGAUAAGGGGUCUCACUCGCCUACAGACGCAAUUAAGGGUAGUUAACGCCUUCAAGAGUAACCUGGAAGAUUUGGAAGAACGUAGAAGUGUCCGAAGUUUUUAUAGCAUGAGGCCAUCACGUAAUUCUUCCUCCCACACUCCCCUUCAUCCCCUCUCCUCUGCGACUGCCAAAAAACAGGCUUUUGGAACGGGUGGUGGAAGCCGCCCCACCUCCGCUGAUAUAAGUUUCAUUGACGAGGCUCCACUUUCCUCAAACUCCCUGUUUCCCCUCUACGAGGAAUCGAGCGCCCCAGCUCAACGCUAUGCCGACCGCAACCGCAAUAAAAAUAACAAUAAUUUUAACGGCCAAAUAUCUAUGGACACGAAUAGAAUGGAAGCAGGAAACUGCAGAAAUGUAUCAGGUGGCGGAGGCGACGCGGAAAGACGUGAGCCCGGGAGAGCUUACCUAACCAUGGUCACUAAAGGGGGCAUCGCUGAAUCUGUUUUGCCUCUCGUUACCAGACUCAAUACCACUACCACAACUAAGAUGUGAUUGGAGAAAAAGCUGCUAUGUGUUGUGUUAUAAUAUAAGAAUGAAGCGCGAAUUUCUAUUUUAAAAAGAAAAUAAUGAUGAAUAUUAAGAACAAGCAUUUUAUGAAUGAUAAAAGGUUGUAUAAAUAUUUUCAAUUACUAUUAAAUAAUAAUCAUUAUAGCUAAAUCAUCAUCUGCCGUAGUAAAUGAAAUUCAUUAGAUAUGAAUAAAGGUCAGGCAUUUUGUGAUUUUAUCUUAAAAUCUUUCUUGUAGACUUAAUUUUUUUUUAUAUAAUGCUUUUAAACAAAAUCUAAUGACUGUACAUUUAACAUCCUCUGAUAUAUCCAUAUAUGGAUGGGUGCGUUGUAUUACUUUAUUUAUUUCGAAUAAUGUACAAUACUUUUAGAAUGUGAUAAUUUAAUUAGCUAUUGUUUUUAAAAUUAUGAUUAUGGAAUAUAGUAGACAUCCUUUUAUAUAUAUACACAAACUUUACCUUUUUUUUCUUCUUGUCAAUAGUUAAAUCACACUUGCCCCAGUAAUCUGCAUGCAUUUGUCAACAACAUUCAUGAUGUAUAUAAAUAUUAAAUCAUUUUCAGAACUGAGCUUUUCAGGACAUUCAUUCGUCUUUUUUUGUAUAUCGAAUAUAUUAGAUUUUCUUGCUUAUAUUUAUCCCAUCCACCCGACACCAACCUUUUAUUUUAUUAAUAAUUCAAUUCACGUAGAGACAAUUAAUAGCUGUUAUUAAAUUUUUUUUUAAAAUGUUUGUCUUGACCGUAACAUUAUUUAAUAGUUUCUGCAUAGCCCCACUUCCUCUGAACAUAACAAAAAAUCAAACUGUUUUUAGGAGAAAUUUUAUCUCUAGAAAAAUUGUAGCCGCAAAAAUAAUGUAAUGUACAUAAAUACAUAUUUUAUACGUAUAUUUUUUUAUAUAAUUUUGUUUAUAUUUGGCAAAAUCAAAUUUUUGAAAUUUUUUUUUUGCGCUGAUAACUAAUAUUUUAUUAUUAAUAAUUUUGUAUUCUUGAAUUAUCAAAAAUAUGUAAGGAGCCCCCUCCCUGGCAUCGCUUUUUAUAAUAAUUAUGUUGGUUUCUUUUUUUAAAAAAAAAAUAAAAUACAUUUUUAAUUAAUAUUAUACAAUUUAAAAAAAAAAAGAUGUACAUUUUCAAAUGUAAUAAUAAUUGGCUUUAUAUAUAUAAAAUUUCUCACUCUUUUCCUCGCGAAAUUAUUUU